CCUCACCUGAAUCUCUACUAUGAGCCUACUCCAGAAAUCUACAGCACGUUCCUUAGGUAUCAGCAGACAGCAUGCUUAUAUCUCAGUUAAUAAAUUGGCUCUCUCUACAGUCUACAUGUCAACGCUAACCGCUUCCAGGAAGCGGGAGAGCCUUGAUCCAGCACUUCAUACUGACAAGUACCUAGUAGGGACCCCUCACCCAGUUUCUAAUCUUCGUCCCAUCAAAUAUCCUGUUCCCGAGAAUGAGUCCCAAGAAGACCGUGCUUUCCGAGAAAGAUGUGAGCGUGUUGAUGCGUUCAACCAAAAUUUUUGGGUCAACAAUAAUGCAAUGUUCAAUAAAGCCAAGGCGAAUUACGAAGAGAAGAUUCGUGCACAAAAUGGCAACCAACCUGUGACGACAGAAGAGUUAUCUAUCUUCUAUAAAGACUUUCUGGAUAAGGCAUAUGAGCGACAAAUGAAUUAUAACCGACAAUGGUGGAUUGAGAAUAUCGGCCUCUUGCUACCAGCAUUCAAGGCUGCUAUCCGUAAGCGAGCCUUCAAGAAUAAAUAGCUUACACUCAGCCGUGUAAAACAAUUAUGUAAGAUCGUAGAAUGCAGAACAUUUAGCCCCCCACCACCUUCC
Molecule: messenger RNA, 622 nt
Organism: Lobosporangium transversale
Lineage: Eukaryota; Fungi; Mortierellomycota; Mortierellomycetes; Mortierellales; Mortierellaceae
Exons: 3
Coding region: 20-550 (176 amino acids)
Biological process (GO): intrinsic apoptotic signaling pathway
Cellular component (GO): mitochondrion
Source: RefSeq, a predicted model, not a curated record